This is a messenger RNA of Labrus mixtus (cuckoo wrasse), 1859 nucleotides long. Its product is annotated as alanine aminotransferase 2-like. Gene Ontology annotation, molecular function: pyridoxal phosphate binding; L-alanine:2-oxoglutarate transaminase activity. Gene Ontology annotation, biological process: biosynthetic process. Bases 118 to 1638 code for a protein of 506 amino acids. NCBI's taxonomy places the organism in Eukaryota, Metazoa, Chordata, Actinopteri, Labriformes, Labridae. The transcript is spliced from 11 exons. The record is from RefSeq and is a predicted model, not a curated record.
UUGGCAGAUUUUGCAACUUUCACUGAAGCGUCUCCAGAGUCUGUCCUUUGAAAGUGUGCAGGGUUUGAUGUGAAUCGUUUGGAGAGCUUAAGAACAAAUUGAGCAUAAAAAGGGAGGAUGAGUGGCCUGCAGCUUGUGAGUCCCAGAGUGAAGGGGAUCAGAGUUUCAUCACACAGCGAGCUGCAGAGUCUGGCUGCACAAAUCACACAGCAGGGGGCCCUGCAACCCUUUAAAGAGGUGAUUGAUGUCAGCUCAGGUGAUCUCCACAAAGCAGGAAUGAAACCUGUCUCAUUUGUUCGCCAGGUCUUGUCAGUGUGUUUGUACCCCGAGCUCUUACAGGACAAAGAUCUGCCUCUGGAUGUCAGGCUCAGGGCUCAGAGGUUCCUGGAGGUCUGCGAUGGAGGAAGUAUUGGUUCUUACACAGCCUCCUCUGGCAUGUGGUACGUCAGGCAAAGCAUGGCUGAGUUCAUCACGAGACGAGACGCCGGGGUGCCCUCAUACGCUAAAGACGUCUUCAUUUCUGGUGGCUCUCAGAAGGCCCUCAUGGUGAUAGUGAGACUGAUAUCCACUGUGGAGGGGGAGACUCAGACAGGUGUUUUGACCCCGUUGCCCUGUCCUCACACCAUACCCGCCCUGCUGGACGAGGCCGGGGUGACGCUGGAGCCGUACAAGCUAAUGGAGGACCAAGGCUGGGCUGUCGAUCGGAAAGAGCUACACCGAGCUUUAAAGGCUGCUAGGGGGCGCUGUAACCCAAGAGCUAUUUACAUCAGCAACCCAGGAAACCCUACAGGUCAUGUGCAGGACAGAAAGUCAAUUCAAGAAGUGAUCCAGUUUGCAGCAGCUGAGAGACUCCUGUUGUUGGUAGACGAGGUGUACCAGGACUGUGUGUUCGGACCGGGCACACAGUUUGUUUCCUUCAAGAGAGUCCUGUUUGAGAUGGGCAAAGAGUUCUCCGAGAAGGUGGAGUUGGUCUCCUUUCACUCCCUGUCCAGCGGCACCAUGGGAGAGUGUGGUCUGAGGACCGGAUACAUGGAGCUGAUCAACAUUGACCCGGAGGUGAAGCAUUUUGUGGAUACGUGUCUGUGCACUGAUAUCUGCGCCCCAGUCACAGGACAGCUCGCUCUGCAUAUCAUGGUCAACCCACCGACACCUGGAGACCCUUCCUAUGACGCAUACACACAGGAGAUUCUUCUCACUCAGGCCACUUUGUCCCAGAAUGCUCAGCGGGCUCAGGAGUUCCUGAACGAUCUACCCGGGAUGAGCUGUGAACCAGCGAUGGGCGGGAUCUACCUUUACCCCCGCCUGCGUUUACCACCUGAGAUUUUAAAGCAAGCAGAGGUAUCAGAGGUGGAGGCGGACGUUCUGUACUGUCAGAGGUUGCUGAAAGAAGAAGGCGUGUUAUUAGGAGCUGGAUGUCAGAAUGGUGAAACUACAACCGAACACCAUCUGAGGUUAUGUUUCCACGUUCCUCCUGACACGCUGGAGGAGGUCCUUGCUCGACUUGGUUCUUUUCACCUUCGCCUCUUUGACGGUCUUCCUCACGCUGAUGGACGUGUGAAAGACACGGAGGCGGGGCAAAAAUAUAAAAGAGGCAUGGAGCCAAUCUGGAGAAGUGUAGAUCCUGAACCCAAAUGUUGAGUCUGGAGUUCAUAAAAGGCAAAAGCUCAAAGGAGCUUAUUCAUAUUUUUGAUAAUCAAUCAAUUAAAUUAUAGCUUUUAGCACUUUAUAGUGUAAGAGGGGGCGUGUCCAGAGGGGUUGCAUGGGCCCCCGCCUUGAAAACCGAUUGGCCACCCCAAAAUCCCAAACUAGGAGUGGCUAUUUACCUUAUCAGAGGCGGGUAGGGAUGUAAAGAUGAAUCU